Myripristis murdjan (pinecone soldierfish) is the source of this 2771-nucleotide messenger RNA. RefSeq names its product tsukushi small leucine rich proteoglycan homolog (Xenopus laevis) (gene tsku). Gene Ontology annotation, molecular function: protein binding. The record is from RefSeq and is a predicted model, not a curated record. Lineage: Eukaryota; Metazoa; Chordata; Actinopteri; Holocentriformes; Holocentridae. The transcript has 3 exons. Bases 283 to 1329 code for a protein of 348 amino acids.
UGCGUGCGCCUUGACAGCGGCGAAGCCAGCCGAGCAGGACUUUGUGGGAUGGGAGCAGAGGAGAGUGUCCCAGUGUGUGCUCCUGCUGACAGCUCGCUGGUGUAAAGCAGACACUCGGAGGCUCCUGGAAACCUGAUGUAGACGAACACGGACGGCGCACUCACUUACCGGGACGGUGAAGUGCAGCGGGGAGGGGGCGAGAAAAUGGGAGCGGUGAAGUGAAACCCUCUGAAAAAAGCGGACCGUCCGGCUGUAGGGUCUCACUUGCUGGUCGAGAGCACAAUGGCACUCUUCCUGUGGCUUGGCCUGUCGAUACUGGCCGCCGUCCAGUCCAGCGCUGUGAAGAACUGCCACCCCGGCUGCCGCUGCGAGGUCGAGAGCUACGGCCUGUUCGACAGCUUCAGCUUGACCAGGGUGGACUGCAGGGGGCUCGGCCCUAGCGCCACCAUGCCCAUCCACAUUCCACUGGACACCGCCCACCUAGACCUGUCCUCCAACACCAUGGGCCCGCUCAGUGACGCCAUGCUCGCUGGUCCAGGCUACACCACCCUGGUUAGCCUGGACCUAAGUAGCAACCGCAUUACCAAGGUAAGCCCCAACGCACUGUCCAAGCUCCGUUACCUGGAGACUCUGGAUCUGAGCCACAACUCUCUGGACAGACUCUCCUCCAGCUGCUUCUCCGGCCUCCCUCUGGCUGAAGUUGACCUCAGCUACAACAGGUUCCAGGAGUUCGACAUGGACAUAUUUGCUACUAAAGCAAACGGUGGACCCGUCAGCGUGGAUCUGUCUCAUAACAAGCUCGUGUCUGUCUCCAGGAGUUUGCGUGGAGGAGUAUUACACAUCCAAAGUUUAAGUCUGACAGCAAACCAGCUGACGAGUGUCCCACGGCUGGCCGGAGUCCCGCUGAGGUACCUAAAUCUGGAUGACAACCCCAUCACCUGCAUCGAAGAGGGGGCUUUUGCUCAGCUGAAAGAUCUGGUUCACCUAUCUCUCAGUGGCCUCCGUGAACUUGAGGAAAUCAAGCCUCACAGCUUCGAUGGCCUUCAGAGCCUUCAGGUUCUGGAUCUGUCCAACAACCCCAGGCUCAAGACACUGAGCCCAGCAGUGUUCAGUGGACUAGGCUCCCUGCUGGAGCUCAAUUUGUCCAGUUCUGGGGUGAUGUCCCUGCCAAGUAACAUGCUGAGCCACCUGCCUAGUAUUAAGAGUAUUACACUGGGACAAAACAUCCACUGCUGGAGGACCCAGAAACAGGGACAGUUCCACUGGCAGCUGGGGCAGGUCCAGCACAAUGAGGUGUUAAACUGUAAUGUCGAGGGGAUCAUCUUCUGAGACGGCAUCUUUGGAAAUGGACCAGGCUUUACACUCCUGGUGCCAGAACUGUGCCUUUUGUGCACUUUAAUAUGCGAAAGACUCUUUUGCCUACUUCUGUCUCUCAGUUAUGUCUUAUGUCUCAGAUAUGUCUUAAUAUUUUAAUGAAGGCUUCAUGACCACUUGACAAGAGUGUCAGAGAUGCUGGACUUCUCAGAAACACGGCUAAACAGAGUAUUUAAAAAAGCAAUCAAAGAUUUUUAGCUUGGCUUGGCACACUUUACAGUUUCUUCUAUAACAAUUUCUUGUGCAUCUUUGCAAGUCUAGUUUCUGACCACAUUCAUGAAUCCAAAAUGUUAUGUAAUUUGUUUCAACUGGGACCAUAUAAAGUGAUACAGCUGUUUGCAAUUUGCACUUAUUCCAGUUAUAUGGGGGAUUUUUUAAUCAACUCGCACAUGGCCAAUGUCACGUAGUGUUGUACAACAUGGAUUGCCUAAGAUAACCACACUGAUGAAUGUCUUUGCUAAGUUUUUACCACUAAGGAUUUCCUCUUCACUUUGAAUGUGGUGCUGGGUUGAAUUGACCUACAUGAAGCAUAAACACGCGAGCACUCAAUCUUUUUUCCAUCAUUUACUGACAACUUACUGAAAUAUGUACAAAAGAACCUAUUCAUUUAGUAUAGUCUGGUUGUCAAACUUAGAAACAGGCUUCUCAUACUGUAAUUAAAUCUAGUUGAGGAUGAUUUUUUUUAAUAUGUAAUUUCCACAUUAAGAUGAUUUUAUUAUUUGGCUUUACCAAUAGCAACCCAAAGCUGAAACCCUAUCUGCUAUGUUUGGAAAGUGUGUCUGUGGACAGCGAGUCUUUGACUUUGAAUUCACUGCUGCAUGCACAUUACUCAAUUAGACUAAACAAGCCUGGAAUGUUAGCCAGGAUUUUUUUUCUCGAGUGUUAUCAGGCAAAUCUCAAACUGAGCAAGACUAGUUAUUGCGAAAUCAAGUGUCACAAAUUUUUAGUAAUAUGAAGUUACAUUUGCCAAUAUCUUUUGAUCUGUUGGUGUUGAAACGGCCCGCUUCACUGUGAUUUAUAUGUAAACCUGCCUUGGCAUUCCUGUGGCAUUCCUGUGGACCUUAGAAGACGAUCAGCCUCAAGACUGCAGAUGGGGGGUUUUGAAUGUCAAAAUUCUGUUGAGAAGGGUUGGGGCCAAUUCACUUUCAACUCAAAUGAUUUCAUGAUUUAAAGUCAGAUAUGUUAGAAGUAGGCUAUUUCAUUCAUGGUUUUUUAUUCAUGGUUGCAUAUGUGACCCAUUUAAAGAAAAGAAGUUUCAGUUUUGAGAUGUCAAAGGAAAUUGGUUGAAUCACAAGUCAAAUGACCCCAACCCUGGUAUAGAAGUUUAUAUUUAUGUAACUAUACAUAGCUUUAUAUAUAUAUAAAUCAUAUGUAAUAAAUUUGCCGUUGUCACACUA